AUGCCAUUAUUGACACCAACCUCUCUAGUACCAUAUACUAAGAUCAAAGUAAUUUUUUUAAAAUUAUUCUUUAUAUUUUCCAUUAUUAUUCCGUUUUUGCCAAUAUAUAUACUUCCAUACUUUCAUAUAGAUUGGUCCAUAGAGUUAGAUUAUAUAUUUAAGAUAGAGGGAACUCAAAAGCAUGCUCUUUUCUCAUCACCUUCGUACCCAUUUCCUUGAAUUUAACAAAUUUCAUUACCCCAUUAUCUCAAUUUGGAUCAAUCUCAUCUUCCAGCAAUUCUUCCAAUUGAUCUCUCAUCUUGUACCUCGAUCUCGAUCUAAAGGAUAGAAUUCAGAAAGUUAGCUGUUUAACAUUUGCAGAGAAUAUACUUAACUCAGGAAUUCAAGCUUCUUGAUUUUCUAUAUAAUCAUUAUUUUUUUGAAGGUGUGUGCACAUUCAUAAAGAUGGGUUUGAGUUCUAAGGAGGUUUCAGGGGACGGCGGACUGGGUUGGAGCCAGGCGUUGUUGCAGGCUCAGACGUUGGAGUUACCAAAACCGUCGGUGAAGCGGCAGCAGCAGAACCAAUCGGAGCAGCUGAAGUGUCCGAGGUGUGAUUCUACCAACACAAAGUUCUGUUAUUACAACAACUAUAACAAGUCACAGCCAAGGCAUUUCUGCAAGGCUUGUAAGAGGCACUGGACCAAAGGUGGCACACUCCGUAACGUCCCUGUUGGCGGCGGCCGCAAAAACAAGCGGCUCAAGACAUCAAAUAGUGGUGGUGGUGGUGGUGGUGGCGGCGCCACGAGCGGUGCCAGUACUAGUACGGUAGCCGAUAUCAGCAAGAGGGGAUCAUCCCAAUUCCAGGAACAGAGGCAGAGGCAGGAGAAGCACGAUUAUCUUCCUUCUGCACUUGGUGAUCUGAAAAACAUUUACGAUUUCAACCAUCCAGUGCUCACUUGUCCGCUGCCAUCUUUGGUCCCUGGCAAUAGGGUAUUCCUGGGUUCAACUUCAACACUUUCCCUGCCUCAAAAUCAAGCCCUGCAUUUUCCCUUUUCUACCUCGAGCUCGAGUUCUUUUGACACAAACCCAUCUUCAAUAUCGACCUCUUUUCAAUCUCAAAAUGUUUAUGAACCCAUGGAGGAUCCAACCAUCGCCAGCAUCACCAUGCCCGCCACUAGCACCACCGUCACUCAGCCGCCAUGGCAAACGCCCUGUGCAACCAGCGCCGCCAUGGAGAUGACAAACUACUGGAAUUGGGAUGAAAUAGAUGCUCUUGUCUCCACAGAUAUCAACAUACCAUGGGAUGAUUCCGAGAUCAAACCAUGAAUUAAAGUAGCAAUCUUUAACCAUAUUACCUCUUUUCUUGAAAUGGGUUUUGCUUUUUAAUGGUGGUUUGUUCAUUUUUUUUCCCCCUUAAAUCGUCAGUCUUUUUCAGUGUACUUCUCCCCCCCUACUUAUAAUAUGUAUAGUUUUCUUCUUCUUCAGUUCAACAUGUAACAAAUGGAUUGAGAUGUAUACUGUUUGAAGCUGUCAUUUUUGCAGUUUCAGCUUCGAGUUAAAGAUGUGCAUUUGUACACAUCUCUCUGUUCUAAGGCCAGGGUUCAUCUGUUUCUUGAAUGGAAUAUGAUGAAUAGAGGGGAUGGGGUCUGUUACAGCUAUGCUGGGCUAACUGGACGUGAUGGAAGAUUCUUGUUUAUAUCUUUGGACACAUGAAUAAUAUUCUCCACGGAUUUUUUUUUCCUGCUCAUAAUUCAUAGCCACUAGUUGAGAAUCAUUGUCUAUUCCUUGUCCUGACAGCAUUCUAGUUGUAAAGUGGUUUUCUUGUAUUAAUUUUUCUUCUUCUUGUUCUCUAUCGUUUGUUCUGGUCCAGUUUAUACUGUGUUUGAAGAUUUGGUUGAUUGUUUGUUUUUAAUCAGGCACUCAAAUCAUUGUUCAG
Messenger RNA from Rubroshorea leprosula, 1915 nucleotides. The record is from the annotation of a GenBank genome assembly. Lineage: Eukaryota; Viridiplantae; Streptophyta; Magnoliopsida; Malvales; Dipterocarpaceae.